Guyanagaster necrorhizus is the source of this 1019-nucleotide messenger RNA. RefSeq lists its product as uncharacterized. Bases 35 to 919 code for a protein of 294 amino acids. Gene Ontology annotation, cellular component: nucleus; 90S preribosome. The record is from RefSeq and is a predicted model, not a curated record. NCBI's taxonomy places the organism in Eukaryota, Fungi, Basidiomycota, Agaricomycetes, Agaricales, Physalacriaceae. The transcript has 6 exons.
UCCCGUUCUGCAGCCCACCGACCAUUAUCUUGCCAUGCAUCAAGGAGGAGACGACCUCGAAGACGACUUUGUUCUGGACAUUCCCGAAGAAGACAACGAUGGAUUCCACGUCGAUGACGCCCAAGAUUUUGUAAGCGAAGAGGAAGGAGACUCGGCGGGCCAACGGGACCAGGCUGGUCCUAGCAACGCCAGAGUUGUAGAAAAAAAGAGGAAAAGAAGGGAAAAAUUGAAAGAGCGAAAGAAACGGAAACUAGUGGAUAAUCCUGGAUCUCUUAUUGCUGUUGACUCUAUUGCGGGACAAUCCACCUCUGAACUUGCCAACUAUCUGUCAGAAGAGCAGAAAAAGACCUUUCCGGAUAUGUCUGCGAUAGAACUGGAAGCUACGGCAGUACCAGAGUCUGCAAUAGCAGAUACAACUUCAUGGCAAGAGCCAAGAACCCUGGAUAAACUGGCGGAAUUCAUCAUUAAAGCUGUUCCAUCACUACGAACUCGACUCUUACAGAAAUCUAAGGCUACUGGAUCACCAACCCUUCUUUUCGUAACGGGCGCGGCUCUCCGUGUCGCUGAUGUCACCCGUGUCCUGAAGGACAAGAGGCUGAGGGGUGAAAAGGGUGGCGAGGUGGCAAAGCUCUUCGCCAAACAUUUCAAGUUGGCUGAGCAUGUAACUUACCUUCGGCGGACAAAAGUUGGUGCUGCUGUCGGUACUCCCGGGAGGAUUGGGAAGCUGUUGUGCGAGACAGAUGCAUUGACAGUGUCCGCGCUCUCCCACAUCAUAUUGGACGUCACCUUUCGGGACGCCAAGAAGCGAAGCUUGCUGGACAUACCGGAAACACGGGAUGAGUGCAUGAGGACGGUUCUAGGAUGUCCACAGGUCAUCAAACAAAUGAAAGCGGGUAAGAUACAGGUGAUACUGUUUUGAGAAGCACCCCGUAUUAGUGUUUCUUGUCAUGAUGUAUCUUUUGUAUACAGUACAGCUGCGAAUAAUAGGCUAGAAUCCCUUGGGAUUCGUUCGAAGGGUC